GUGGGCGCCCCCCAGUGGCGGCGGGUGGCGCCGCACGGAGUUCGCCGCUUGCACCGGGACCGAUGCCAUCUGAGACGCACGCGAUGCUGGCGACGCUGGCGAGGGUGGCAGCUCUGCGCAGAACCUGCCUCUUCUCCGGCCGGGGCGGCGGGAGGGGGCUGUGGACUGGCCGCCCGCAGUCAGAUAUGAACAAUAUAAAGCCAUUGGAAGGGGUAAAAAUUCUGGAUCUAACAAGAGUCCUGGCGGGACCUUUUGCUACUAUGAAUUUAGGAGAUCUUGGAGCAGAAGUUAUAAAAGUGGAGAGACCAGGAGCUGGUGAUGAUACACGAACUUGGGGGCCACCUUUUGUUGGGACAGAAAGUACAUAUUAUCUCAGUGUUAACCGAAAUAAAAAAAGUAUUGCUGUUAAUAUCAAGGAUCCAAAAGGGGUGAAAAUCAUCAAAGAGCUUGCAGCUGUUUGUGAUGUGUUUGUGGAAAACUAUGUCCCUGGCAAACUGUCUGCAAUGGGCCUGGGAUAUGAAGAUAUAGACGAGAUUGCUCCUCACAUCAUCUAUUGUUCCAUCACAGGGUAUGGUCAGACAGGUCCAAUUUCUCAGCGAGCUGGUUAUGAUGCUGUUGCCUCGGCUGUUUCUGGUCUGAUGCACAUCACAGGGCCUGAGAAUGGAGAUCCAGUUCGCCCAGGAGUAGCUAUGACUGAUCUUGCCACUGGCCUGUAUGCAUAUGGAGCUAUUAUGGCUGGAUUGAUACAAAAAUACAAAACUGGGAAAGGACUGUUCAUUGAUUGUAACCUACUGUCAUCCCAGGUGGCGUGUUUGUCUCACAUAGCUGCAAAUUAUCUUAUUGGUCAAAAGGAAGCAAAACGUUGGGGUACAGCUCAUGGCAGUAUCGUUCCUUACCAGGCUUUUAAAACCAAGGAUGGCUAUAUUGUAGUUGGAGCAGGAAAUAACCAGCAGUUUGCCACCGUGUGCAAGAUCUUGGAUUUGCCUGAGUUGAUUGAUAAUUCCAAGUAUAAAACUAACCACCUUCGGGUACACAAUAGAAAAGAGCUUAUUAAAAUAUUAUCUGAACGGUUUGAAGAAGAACUGACCAGCAAGUGGUUACAUCUUUUUGAAGGCAGUGGAGUCCCGUAUGGCCCAAUCAACAACAUGAAGAAUGUAUUUGCAGAACCUCAGGUAUUACACAAUGGCCUCAUUAUGGAGAUGGAGCAUCCAACUGUGGGGAAGAUUUCCGUCCCAGAUCUCAGGCACAGUGGCAUCCUUCACCAUGUGGAAGUUGACACUGGCUUCUACCACACAGUGUGGUUCUGGAGAGAGUCAAGAUGAAGUCCUGUUGAUAGAAGAACUGUGUUUAUUCUGAAGCCCUCGCUCCCACCCCAGGGAAAGCCGAAGGAGGAGCUUGACAAGCUAAAGGGUAAGCCCUGGAAAAAGGCAUAAUCUAAAGUAACAUUAAGGACUAGGGUAGUAAAAAUGCACAUGUGAAAACCAUCACGAAGACGGUCAUUUGGUUUGCUAAGGAAAUCAACAUUGGCUCUAAUAUUGGUCUAAAUCCCUGAGAAAGGUCCCUUUUCUCACACCUUUGUUUGCUUCUAGUUUCCUUUUAGACAAAGUAUUGGAAGUUAUGAAAUGUCCUUGUUAUAGAUGAGAGCAACUGACCAGCUCUGCCACACACAGGAAUGCCUCCCAUUGCUCUCCAGGCAUCAGAAGAUGAUCCACUGGGUUGCAAAUUAUGGAGGAAAAAUCCAUUAAUUUAUGAAGGUUUUGAAAUAUCCAACACUAAAGUUGAAGUUCUUGAAGUCUGGCCAGUAUAAACAAUUUUACAUAAAGCUCUGUUUACUUCUAUUCAGAAGCAGUCAAAAUGACCCAGUUGUUCUGUGGAGCAUGGAGCUCUGGUGUCUAUCAUCCACUGGUUGGAUUUCUUUAUGGUCAGGUUAUAAAGAGGAUCAUCUUAGCUACUUCCUGCUAUAAAAUUUUAUCCUCUUUUCUCCUAUGGAAGGCAAUACUCAAUGGUCCCUGUAGAAUGUAUCUUAUUGGUAGCACACAUCAAGGCUGUGUGUGUCUGUGCGUGUGUUCUCAAGAUCCCCACUGUCAUUAACAGAAGAGGACUAUAGAUAUGCUUCCUGUUAGAACACACAAUAAAGCUCUUUGAUUAAGGCUCACACUAAUUGCAUGUGAAGUCUGCUACCCAUUGAAUUCAGGUUAAAGGUAAAACUAAUAAAGAUGUUACAGGUGAACAUUGGCCUUCCUGAAAUUGCAUAAAUGUAAUUGAUGAGAAAAAACAAUGAAACAAAGUAAUGAAUAUGUUAUUAAUUUCCUGGUUCAAGUUUGAAGUCAAGAAGAGAUAAAAAGUUCAUCAGAAUUGGUGUUUUAUCAGGUAAAACUGGAUUCAUAUUUUUUUUAUUCUAGGAGCAACAAUUCAUCCUUGGUAAUUUCUCAGAAUUAUUCCAUAUUGUUUGGAAGCUCAAAAACUUGAGCCCAUCUCCAUCUGUUCCUUCGUUUAGCUUUGAAAACCUUUCUAUGCUUCUAGUAUAUGUGGAUCAGCCUGCUUUCUCCUCCUUCUUCCUAGGACUCUUUUGCUGCCUUAGUCCUUGGCUCUGACAACCCUUUGGUUUAGUUGUCCUGCCUAACUGAAAGCAUGAGAUUAAACCAAGGCAAUGAGAACUUGGUGUUCCCAACUUAAGUUUGUGUGGUCAGUUCAUCAGAACUCACCAUGCUUUCUUCUUAACAGUACAGGCUUCUUAAUUAGGUAUCUGUCCAGCUCAUGAACUGCAAGAGGUGAAGACCUUUCCCUUGCAUAUUUGGAAUAAAAAACAGCUUGCCUCUGGUGAUUUGGGACCUUGGCCCCAGUAACUCAGCUGUUCUUUAUUCCUACAGUCUACCUUCAUGUGCGACUUUGAGAAUCUCAAGGGUUAGAGAAUGGAGAACAACAAUUAAAUUGGGACUCUUCGAGUUUCUUUUAUUUGAUCCUUAGUUUGCAUUACAUAGAAAUUAACAGCAUGGGCCUGGGAGUUUAACACCCUAAGGUCAGAUCUUUACUCUGACCCAUAUUCUGUAUGAACUUAGAAAAGUUUCUGAUCCUCUCUGUGUCAGUUUUACCUGUAGGCAUAAUAUAGCUAUUUAUCUCACAGAAUUGUCAGGAUGACUGAGUGACACAAUACAUGCAAAAUGCUUACUACAGAAUAAGGCCUUGUUAAAUGUUGGCUGCUAUAAUUGUUGUAAAUAGUGUUAAAUUGGCCUUCUAGAAGUUAAGGGUGGGACUUUCCAGGAUGUACUUUACCUGUUUUAAUGUAUGAAUUUUGUAAUGUAAACAUGCUUAACUUCCCAUGUGUUUUACUAUAAGUAUAAGCAGUGGAUUGAUUUAUCCCUAUCUCAGUCCCAAAACAUCAGUCAAUCCUGGUCUACCUACUUCAGGGCAUAUCCCACUGAACUGGCUCCCCACUGUGGGAGCAGGAUAUGCAACCACAGACAGAGUCUCCAGUAAAUUCAGUUUCCAUAAGCUUAAAUCACAGAAACACUCUGGAGGCAAUGCCAAGUUUCUUCCAGAAAGAGAAAUACUAUGAUCAUAGCUCACAAAAUCAGGCUGAACUUUCACAUUCUCUCUUGUAUCACUAGUGAAAAAAAAAUCUACUGUCAAGGAAUCUCCACCCUAGGCAAGAUUUAUGUUCCACUUUCCUGACAUUUGGUGCUUUUCCUGGGAUCAGACUCAUUCCAAUAUAUUUAUGCUUGAAGAGUCCACUGGAAAACUUUCCAAGCCAGCAAUAGGAAACUGCUACCUGGCUGAUUCUCUCCUCAGCUGCUGGCAUAGUGGAGAAAAGACUUCAGGAACCUUCAGCAGACUGUCUCCCUGUCCAGAUUUGUAUCAGCAUUAAUACUUUGCUCAUGAUUGAAAAGCAUGUUCAGGCUUCCAGACUCAAAUAUGUUUCCUUUGCUCAUAACCCUCUGGUGAGGGAACAAAUGGUUUUGGAUCCCUAGAGAGAUGGGAUGUCCCUUUAUGACUGAGUUUCCCUGAACUCAGUGGGGUGCUGUGGGCUCUCUGGAUGCCAUUAUGAUGAGGCUGGAGAUGCUCCUUGCUUGGCUAAAUCCUCACAUGUUAAUAUUUGGCCCGCCUGUUCUGCAGUGAUUGAUAUUAAGGGAUGAGAGUUUUUCCUGAAUUUUUUCCCGCAUUUUUCAAGCAGAGGUCACAAUGACCUGCUGAGAAGGCAAGAAUGGCUAUAGCAAUUUAGAAGAAACAUGACAAUCACCUCUUGCUUGGUAGAAACAGGCAAGGGAGUGAUAGCCCCAAAGGAGGAGAGAGACUGGUUAUUCUAAAGAGUGCGAUGGAGUCACAAAGUAUGAGUGAGCAGGAGAGUAGUUGGGGAUGAGAGAUGUGGAGUAGGACUUAUCGUUACUUUACAGUUUGUGGUUUGUUAAUCUGAACUCUUCUUCUCUGCCCCAAAGGGAAUCUUUCAUCUGUCAUAGUGGUUAAGAGCAGAGCCUUGGUGUCAGAUGUACUUGGGUAAGAGCUCUGCCACUUAGAAGUAUGCCUUGGUCAGCUUGCCUGGCCUCUCUAAACCUUGGUUUCCUCAUUAUUAAAGAUAAUAAUUCCUGUUAUAUACAUUAAUGAAAAAUAAACAUCAGAUCACCUAUAAUGGUACCUGCCAAAUAAUUCAAUGACACUAAAGAGUGGCUAGUGAUAGUAGUGGUAGUUGGAAUAGUGGCCGAGGUUAUGGUAUUGGUGUUGAGGAUGGUGGUAAUGGCAGUAGAAGCAGAAAAGGCUGUAAUACUUGCAGGCUCCAGCGUUUUCACCGUAUGAUUCAACGGUCCUCCAAGGGCGCCACAGCAGAUGUACUGGCUUGGAGAGAAACCAGAGUUUGUUGGCCUCACCGCUCUACUGCCUCCUCAAAAGUAUACUUUUUCCACCACUUCUUCCUUCUUUUAAUGGAGCCAGAUUUACAAAUGGAAAAAAUAAAACGGGCCCAUAUUUCUGACACCUGCCUCACCUGUGAUCCUGAGACUUGGCAGCAAAGAUUUCCCAAGGGCCAUGGCAGAAACUAGUCUAUAAGUCUUCCUCUUUGGGGACCCUUGUUCCCUUUCCUGGAUCCCCAGCCAGACAGCCCAGGUGGUUUUUCAUGCCAUCAGACUCACGUUAAAUUCAACCUCAGUUCUUAAAGGAAAAGGUACCAUUUCCUUUCACCAGUCCCUGGAGCCCACCUCCAUCCUAUGAUUGGCCUUCUCCCAGAAUGACUCAUCAACCCAGAGUUUGUCCUUUUGAUGACCCCUGACGUCUUCCUGAGAUGGGGUGAGACCUGCUGGGAGGAAAGGCAAUCAUUAUUUCAUCCCAAGCUGAGGCCACAUAAAACACUUCCCUUCUCUAAUGAAUGGGCUCCAAAGGGCAAUCUGACUUGUCUUGGUGUGACCCUCCUAGGCCAAGGGUGGGGAUGAGAAUUUAAGCUAAUGUUGGUGUUGGAAACAUUUAGAUAUCAAUUUCUCAACUUUUUCUCAUUAUAACAGAUAGUUAAUGCUGUUGUGGAUGGACCUUUCUUUACCUUUCCCCCGACUUUUAAGAGACUUUACAGAAGCAGAAUAGGAAACCACUCUAUUAACAGUGUGUGGCCUGGAAAGUGUCAGUGUUUCAUAUAAUGUGGAGGCCUAGUAUAUAUAAACAUGAGCCUCAAGGAAUAUGGAGAGUCAUGCUUUGAAAUGAGGCAAAAUAGUGCAAUGGCUAAAACAAUGCAUGAUAGAGUAGAACAGAUUGGGUUUGAAUUAAGAAUGUGGACAUGCCACUUUAUUUUCUAGGCUUCAUUUUCCUCAUGGGUAUACUGGGGCUAUUGAUGGUACCCUAUCUCGUAGGUACUAUGUUAGAUAAGACUUAUAAAAUGCACAGCAUGGUGCCUGAUGUACCAUGGUAGGAUGUGGCAGGGGCCACUAGCGGGGAAUAAGCACCAUCACUUGGAGCUCCAAGAAGACAACACUAAGCUACUGUGGGGAUGAACACUUAGAUUCAGGGUAUUCAUGAGUUGACAUUCAGAUUGGGACUUGAAGGAGAGUGUGGCUUCCACAGUGGCUAAGUAAGUAUUACAGGUAGAGAAUGAAAACAGAGCUGUGAAAGGUAAAUUCAUCAAGCAAUGAAUUGUGUGUGGAUAGCAAGAUGCAUGUGUGUGGGUAGAAUAGUGAAUGAAGAAAUAAGCUGGGCCAAAAUAUUGGAUGGCUUGACUAAUACACUAAGAAGUUCUUCCAGAAUGCGAUGCCUCCAUAGUGGUCAUUCUCCUAGGCCUGCUAACUAGCCAACUCCCAGAAUUAUUAACCCCAACAGGCAAGAUAAUUUGGAGAUACCCAUGUUGGUAUGCAGUAAGCAUCCCAGCAUAUGCUUUAGGAUUGUUUCUACCCCUGUAAUUCAGACCUACUGACAGGUCUGAACUAUUGGAAGGACAGGCCCAGAAAAGUCUGUUUAUAUGAGAAAUCAGGGUACUGCCAGGGAAAAUAACCACUUCAGGAACUUGACUCUUGGUCAAAGAUGUAGCUUGAGAGAGUAGGAACAAUUAUAAAUCCACGGGAUCUCCUACUUCCGUCUCCCUUGGACCUAUACCUGAGUCCAAUAUUAGAUAAAGGUCCUGUACACCAGAAAUGGCAGGGAGUCCUAAGCCCAUGAAAUAGAACCUUUGAGGACCUCAAGGUGGAAAAGAGGACCAGUAUAACCAGUGGCUGGAAGAGUGGCAAGUAGUGAAGUUGAAGAUUGAAGCAGAGGCCAGAUGAUAAAGAACAUUCUAAGUCCUGAAGGAUAGUCUGAAAUUAUUAAUAUUUCUAAAUAAAAUGGAAAGUUACCAAGGGGAAUUUAAGCAGCUGAGUGAUAUGACAUACUUAUGAGUCAGAAAGACCAUACAUAUUUGGAGACUGUGUUGGGUAGGAAAAGGUCUGGAAGCUGGAAACCAGUUAGGAAACUACUGUAGUAGUAAGAGCAAGAGGUUGUGAUGACCUUCAUUGCUACAAGGGUAGUGGAAGGAGUCAUGGAGACAAGUAUAGAUUCAAAAUGUCUUUUUAACAUAGAAUCACAGAGCUCAAUAAUGGAUUAGAAAAGUAGUGAAGACAGAGAGGUUGGAGUUAAGAAAGUCUCCUAAGUUUCUGGAUUCAGCAACCAGGCCAACAGUGGUAGUAUUGACUGAGACAGAAUACACAGGGGUGAGAAGGUGCUUUGGCUGGAAGACACAAGAGUUCUGAUUUUGAGAAGUUCAAAUAGGUCCUUAGGUAGGCAUAUGUUUAUCUAAGACCUUUCAAUGCCCUGGGAGUUGUCUGGACUAGAGAGACAAAGGUGGGAGGGCUGAGCUUCCUGAAAGAGAGGAAAAAGACAGGGCUCUGGAACUAACCUCCAAGCAACUCCAAAAUUUUGUGUUUGGGAGGAGAAGGCAGAGCCAGUAAAGACACUGAAAAGAAGUGCCCAAUAAAUUUGGAUGAAAAGCAGGGGAAUGUGGUACCGGAAAGUGGGGGUUGGAGAGUGCUUUCAAAUAAGGGAGGGCUCAGCAGGGUCAGGUGCCACUAAAGGGCUCACUAUGGCAGGUGUGGCACUAAGCAUUCUACAUGCAGCAUCUUAUUUUAUCUCUGAAGUGGCAGAGCUGGGGUUGAAAACAAGGUACAUCUGACUCCAAAGCCAAUGCAUUUUAUACUACCCUAUGCUCCAUAGGCAUCCAUGCCCUCAUUUUGCAGAUAAAAUAUUGAAUGUCAGAGAAUAAAGUGGUUACACAGACCGAGAGGAACUCAUGUUCGACUGAAACCUGGGGCAUCUCACUCCUAAAUCUAUGUCACUUCUCCUACAGCAGGCUUCCUCUCCUACUCUGCUUCCAACAUGGACUUGGAAAACUCUGGGAAUAUAUGCAAAUGGUUCUCCAUGAAGUAGAAAGAAAGGUACUUUUUCUACCACAAAAGGUAGAGAUAGGGAGGCCGAGGCAGAAGAAUCACUUGAACCCGGGAAGCGAAAGUUGCAGUGAGCCGAGAUCAUGCCACUGCACUCCAGUGUGGCGACAGAGCGAGACUCCAUCC
Molecule: messenger RNA, 8006 nt
Organism: Pan troglodytes (chimpanzee)
Lineage: Eukaryota; Metazoa; Chordata; Mammalia; Primates; Hominidae
Gene: SUGCT
Product: succinyl-CoA:glutarate-CoA transferase
Exons: 14
Coding region: 63-1322 (419 amino acids)
Cellular component (GO): mitochondrion
Molecular function (GO): succinate-hydroxymethylglutarate CoA-transferase activity
Source: RefSeq, a predicted model, not a curated record